AUGAAAUGUAGAAGAUCAACAGACAAGAAAAUAGCAGCACUUGCAGUAAUUUCCAGUAUUACAAUAUUAUAUGUCUUUCCAGUUUCAUCUAUUGCAAGUGCUUUAGUAAUAUUACACAUGACUAUAUUGAUUGCAAUCAGUGAAGAUCAUAAGUACCAUCUUAUCACAUAUCCAUCAAAACCUAUUAUCUUAGAAGUAGCAUUAGAACUACUUUCAGAUAAUAGUAUUGAAUUUGAAAUAUUAAGUGAAUUAGGUAAUGUUUUUCAAUCUAAUGACAUUUUUGAUGCUAGUAGUCAAGGAAAAUUGGUUGUAAAAUUGCUAUUUUUGAGUACUUGA
Molecule: messenger RNA, 336 nt
Organism: Funneliformis mosseae
Lineage: Eukaryota; Fungi; Glomeromycota; Glomeromycetes; Glomerales; Glomeraceae
Source: the annotation of a GenBank genome assembly